GCGCCGCCGCAGGCCUGGCCUGCAGUUCCCCACGCUUGCCGCGAGCUGGGCGUGUUCGUGACUAAUGAAAAAUUAGUUGUCUUUGUCACCCCGGUGGAAUCCGAGCUUUUAUUAUGGGAGGGCGUCCAGUCCGGGUGUGUUUAUGAGUUGGACUUAACUACCCCUCUGGGCAGCGGAAGUGCGGUCCGGUCCUAGGGAACCACUGGGUACCUGGCGCGCGCUUUUGGGGCGGGCGGAGGUGUUGCCGAAGUCUAGCGUGCCUGCGCCCCUCAGGGCGCAGAUGUCCAGACGCGUCCUGGGGAAGACUUUAGCCGCCGUGUCGCUCUCUGUAGCCUUGGCGUCUGUGACUGUUAGUUCAUCGGGCGGCCACAGCAUCUCGGUGUGCAGAAAUUUAUUUUCAUCCUGCUGGUUUCGUCCUAACUCCAACAUCAUGUCUGGUUCUUGUGAUGCAAACGACAGUUACCACAUCAAGGCUCGGAUGUCUCCUUACCCAGGUUCAGAAGUUGAGCGCAUCUGGGUUCCUAAUGAGAAAGUGGACUGGCAUGUUGAGUGGAAUGACUAUAAGCCUGUUGAAUACACUGCACCCUCUGUUUUGGCUGGACCUACGUGGGCAGAUCCUCUGAUUGGUGAAAAUAACUUUUCUCCCAAGUUUAAUGAAAAUGACGGACCUGUUGAAAGAAGGAGCAAGAAAGGCCAGUAUGAGGUUGAAAAUGGAGUACCUAGAAAUCCUGCAGGACGGACAGGACUAGCUGGCCGAGGGCUUUUGGGACGAUGGGGCCCAAAUCAUGCUGCAGACCCCAUCAUAACCAGGUGGAAAAGGGAUAGAAGUGGAAAUAAAAUGGCCACUGCUUCUGGGAAAAACAUCUUACAGUUUGUUGCUAUAAAAAGGAAAGACUGUGGCGAAUGGGCAAUCCCUGGGGGGAUGGUGGAUCCAGGAGAAAAGAUUAGUGCUACCUUAAAAAGAGAAUUUUGUGAAGAAGCCUUCAAUUCCUUACAAAAAUCCAGUGCUGAAAAGAGAGAAUUAGAGAAGCAGUUGCACGAACUCUUCAACCAGGAACAUCUAGUGGUAAGAAAUGAUGGUGAGAUAAUGGAUAACCUUAUCCUGGAACCUGGAGAUGAUGCUGGAAAAGUGAAAUGGGUGGACAUCAGUGAUAAACUGGAGCUUUAUGCCAGUCACUCUAAAUUCAUCAGAAUUGUGACAGAGAAACAGGAUGCACACUGGAAGUGAAGACUAUGAGCUGACUGCCAUGGGUAAUAGCUUCCCAUUGCUGUGUGUGGCAGAGGCUAACAAAGGAGAUAGUAAUGAACAAAGACUGUACAAUGAAAGGGGCAGGGAGUUCACUUGGGAAAUAUUUUAUUCAUGUUCCAAGCAGUUUGUAUUUAAAAAGUUUUGUAUCAGAAUAAAAUGAGUAAAUAUGAAAAUGGAACACAGAAUUUUCUGCUUUGCAGCCAAAACAAAUAUAAAUAAUACUUUUUUCAGUAUUAUUUUAUUGAAAGCAUGUCUUUUACCAAACUUAAACCACUCAUGUUCUAGGAGGAAUCAUAAUAUGAAUGAAGAUAAAUUUCUGAUCAUCCAUAUGUCUGCUACUUGUUUAGACCUUUCAGUUCUUUAUUUUUCUCCAUUGAUAUUAUGAGGUCUGAAGGAUGCUCCCGUACAUCAUACUCCUUUCGGAGGAGCAUUGCCUCCUCCUGAAUUUUUUAUUUGUAAAUUUUUUUGCUGUACAUGACCUUAUUGAAGCUUAUCUCAAAAAUGAAAAGUUUACGUAAGUAUUAUUCUUGUCUGAGUCAUCAAUGUUAUGAGAAAGUCAAUCGAUAAAAAUAAAAAUCAAUGAACAAGGGCCUGUGUUCUUAUUACCAAAAAUUCUGAAUUUAAAAUCUGUCCAGGAUAUUAGUAAUUGUUAUUUUUAUCUCACUCUACUGUAACUCUGUAUGUCACAAAUAAUUAAAAAAUAGAUAAUUUAGAGAAGAAUUGAAAUCAGGUAGGGACAGAGGGAGGUCUUUGAGAGUUAGAGUGCCUUUUUUUUUUUUUAAGAAAGGGAAUAUUAUGAAUAGGAAUUGGUUUCUGCAAACCAGUAUUAAAUAUCAAUCCUAGAGGAAAGUUUAUCGGUGUGGUAGGUGGUCUUAUAGACAGGGGACGGGAGGAAAAUAACACUGUUUUGUCUCAGUGGACACAGAUCUUGGUCUGCCUAAAAGACCAUUGGUAAAUGCCAUGAUAGCAAGUCUGUCAACCUCAGGUGGGCAUUAUCACAGCUCCAUCUUCAUCCCCCUUGGACUGCAGGUGAGACAGCUCUGAAGGUAAGGAAGUAUUGGGGGAGAGAGAUGGGUAUUCUCUUAUUUUUUAAAAAGUGCUUUCUUUUUUUUAGAUACUUGAAAAGGGCUAUUAGGCUUACACUGUACCUUAGGACAGAACUAAGGCUUUUUCUCUCAUUAGUAUGAAUAUGAGUUUUGCUGAGAAACAUUGGAAUAAUUUAAGAAUGAUGCCUCAAGCUCCUCUGAAAGAGUUACAAGGUUUGUGUGCAGUAUUUAUUUUCUAAAAUUUAUAAAAUCCUUGUCUCAGGAAAUGUAAUAAGGGACUUGUGCUUAACAAGGAUGGCAUUCAGACUCAUUGAGAUGAGAGGUAGGAGACCGUUUUCCAACAUGAGUUUGAUUCUACUUUUACUCUUUGGCUGGAAGAAAUUAGCUUCUUCCUGGCACAGAAUGGAUUUCUCCAAAAUUGAAACUGUGUAUAGACACUCUUAAGAAAUUUUGAGCAAAUCCUUAAAGAAUGGCAUUUAUUUAUGUUUAACAGUCUUGAUAUAGUUAAACUGACAUUAAGAAAGAUACUAGUUUAUAUUAAGAUUUUAUUCAAAGUGUAAAUACAGCAUAUGUUCUACAGAUAAAUUCUUUAAUACAAUUGGAGUUUGUGCUGGAAUGUUUACAAAGAAUGCAGAAUGAUAAAACUAUUACAAACUGUAGAUAGAAAUAAUCUUUUGAGAACUGUACAAAUCCAGCACCAUCUAUAAUAAAGAAAAAUCAGAUUAAAAUUUUACUUUAAGAUAUUUCACAUCACUUAGUGGUGUACCUUCAUAUUUGCUUUUCUUAUACUUUGGAUUUAAGAAAUACUUAUUGUUUUUAAGAGCUAUUUAGUAAAAUAAAUAAUAGUAAUAUUUACUACUUAUUAUUUACAUCGUAUCACCUAAUCCUCACAGCUAAUCCUUAUAUUAGGUAGUAUGGUAAGUAAGAGAAAAAGCUGGGAUUUGUCUCUGACUUUGCAUGUUUCUGAAACCUAUUUUCUGUCUUGUAUUUGGAAGAUUAUAUAUUACUUAAACAUUACUCAUGCCCUUCAUGUUAAUAGUUAUCAUUUGUGACUUGAAAUGUAAGGUCCACAUCUGAUUUGACUUGCAUUGUUGAAAUUGCUUGAAUAAUUUUUGUCCAAAGACAAUUUAUUUGAUAAUACCUUGACUUGAGGAUAAGUGGCCACAAUCAAUAAUUAUGUUGCCAGCAAAAUUCUUGAAUUUUUGAAAACAUUGCAAACUCAAAUAGGAACAUAAGACUAUAAUUAUCUAAAAAGCUAAGAAUUCAGUCAAUAACUAAAGAGGGCACUUGAAAAUUUCAACCACCUUACAGAUUUAAUGCUGUUCUGUUUUAAGGUAUCAGGAUUUCUAGCAGUUAAUAUUGUUUAAAAAUAUUGGUUAACUUUUGGUAAAUAGACUGAUUUUAAAAUACCUUCUCUGUAGAAAAUAUUUGUAACUAAUUUGACUUACCUACUUUCAUAUUUUAUUAAAUUAAUUACCAAUAUUGAUACAAUCUGAGACUCAGACCCUGAAGGCAGAAAUACUUAAAAAUGUGUAAUAUGGCCCUCCCUGGUGGCACAGCGGGUUAAAGCACAGCCCUGAGA
Messenger RNA from Condylura cristata (star-nosed mole), 3877 nucleotides. It is a transcript of the gene NUDT9, whose product is annotated as nudix (nucleoside diphosphate linked moiety X)-type motif 9. The transcript has 7 exons. The record is from RefSeq and is a predicted model, not a curated record. NCBI's taxonomy places the organism in Eukaryota, Metazoa, Chordata, Mammalia, Eulipotyphla, Talpidae. Gene Ontology annotation, molecular function: ADP-ribose diphosphatase activity. The coding region runs from base 281 to 1228 and encodes 315 amino acids. Gene Ontology annotation, cellular component: mitochondrion.